CAUGCGGGGUCACAGGAACUGAGAAACGUAUACAACAAAGAUGGCGACCACCGGCGAGGCAACAGCGAUCGUUUCACACGUGGAGAAUCAGAAGAAGAAGAAGAAGAAGGGGCCUCCUGUCCGGUACUGGCAGGAGAACGGGAAAGAUGAAAACCAAGCGGGAGGAGACGGAGGAAAAGCUCCACAGCAGAAGGAGAACAGGAAAGAUGAAAGCCAAGCAGGAGGAGAAGCUCCACAGCAGAAGGAGCCCAAGACGAAGAAAAGGAAGCAAGAGGAGGCUCAAGGAGGUGGAAAGAAAUUCAUAUCAGGAAAAUCAGACCCUUUCCCUGGUCCUGCUCCUAUUCCACAAGAAAGGCUGGAGAAGUUCAAGAGGAAAGAGAAUAUAAAAAAGCGUCGGAAGCAGCAUUACAAGUUGAAAGACAUGAUAUCUCGCUCCGAAGAAACGUCACAAAUGGCUCAGAAACAAGCUGCGCGGUUUGACAUCCUACUCCCAGAGGACGCAGGGUUUCUUGAAGGAGAGGAAGAUGAGGACACAUGUACGAUCUCUCAGGAAGAUAUUGCAGAUGCUGUGGAUAUAACAUCUGGAACAAAGUAUUUUAACCUGAAACUGUCUCAGUUCGGUCCAUAUCGUCUGGAUUACAGCAAAACUGGACGCCACCUUUUGCUUGGUGGGAGGCGAGGCCAUGUAGCUUGUGUAGACUGGCAGUCCAAACAGCUGAUGUGUGAAAUUAACGUGAUGGAGUCUGUCAAUGAUGUAAAGUGGCUUCACAGUGAGACCAUGUACGCAGUGGCUCAGAAGAAGUGGCUGUACAUUUACGACUCCAACGGAAUAGAGCUUCACUGCAUCCGCAAGUUCAAUGACGUCCUUCGUAUGCAGUUCCUCCCUUAUCACUUUCUGCUUGCUACAGCGAGUGCUACAAGCUUCCUACAGUACCUGGAUGUGUCUGUGGGAAAGGAGGUGGCAGCCAUCUGCACCAAGACUGGCCGACUGGAUGUGAUGUGCCAGAACCCUCGUAACGCUAUCAUCCACCUGGGACACUCCAACGGUACAGUCACCCUGUGGUCGCCCAACCAGAGAGAAGCCCUCGUCAAGAUGCUGUGUCACCACGGCGGCGUGCGCUCUGUCACCGUUGACAAGUCGGGCACAUACAUGCUGACAUCUGGGAUGGAUAAAAAGUUGAAGGUGUACGACAUUCGAACCUUCAAGCCCCUCAAGUCCUACUUCCUCCCUGCUGGAGCUUCCUGUUUGUCACUGAGCCAGAGAGGGCUGCUGUCUGCAGCCACAGGGGAUAUUGUUCAGGUGUACAGGGACGUGUGGAGCACUCCAGUAACUAAACCCUACAUGGCUCACAGGGUUCGGGGAACAGCGUGGGGGCUGCAGUUUUGUCCCUUUGAAGACGUCCUCGGGGUCGGACACGGAGACGGCUUCACCAGCAUGCUCAUACCAGGUGCCGGUGAGCCUAACUUUGACGGUUUGGAUGCUAACCCAUACCGCAGUGUAAAGCAGAGGCAGGAGUGGGAGGUUAAAGCUCUGCUGGAGAAGAUCCAGCCGGAGCUCAUCACCCUGAACCCCAAUGAACUGGGUCAAGUUGACCACGCCACCUUUACACAAAGGCACCAGGACAGAGUCACAGCUCUGGGCUUUGACCCACUUGCCAAAGAAAAAUUUGUACCCAGGUAUAAGAAAAAAGGUCGCAGUUCUACUGGCAGUGUCGAAAAGCGCAAGAAGAAAGUGGCUCACGAGGACCUGAGGGAUGUAAUCAGGGAAACUGUGGAAGACAAAAUGAAGGUGGAAAAAGAAAGAAAGGAGAAGGAUUUGAAGACGGGGGAAUCUUCUGGCUCGAAAUCUGCUCUGGACAGAUUCAAAAAAUAGAAAAGUGGAAAGACCCUUUGUGCCGCCCGGACGUCAGUGACAUUCUGUGGGAGCGACCUUUUGAACUUCAUAUAAAUGACUCAUUUUUGGACACAUUCCUCCAACAAAACACAAGUGGCAGAAAUUCUGGAUAUUGUCUACUACUAAGGACAUUGUGAUGGGUAACAGUUUGAAAUCUACAUCUGAAAUCAGUGUAGUGGAAGGGCCGCUCUAUUCAAUGUAGCCUGAAGCGAUUCCUGUCUACAUGGGUAGAUGUGUGCGGUGCCACGGCUGGCGUGUGUGUUGCCUAGAAUUUGUGAUGAGUUGUAAGGUUUUUUUUUCCUCAUCUGAUAACAUUUUCACUCAUUUUUUAACUAAACUGGCUGAGAAUAUGUCAAAUGUUUUAUAUUAAUGUCCUAAAAAUAAACAACAUACUGCCAAG
Molecule: messenger RNA, 2294 nt
Organism: Hippoglossus stenolepis (Pacific halibut)
Lineage: Eukaryota; Metazoa; Chordata; Actinopteri; Pleuronectiformes; Pleuronectidae
Gene: wdr46
Product: WD repeat domain 46
Exons: 14
Coding region: 41-1873 (610 amino acids)
Biological process (GO): maturation of SSU-rRNA from tricistronic rRNA transcript (SSU-rRNA, 5.8S rRNA, LSU-rRNA)
Cellular component (GO): small-subunit processome; nucleolus; 90S preribosome
Molecular function (GO): protein binding
Source: RefSeq, a predicted model, not a curated record